GUAUUGGAUCAGCAUCCGCGCACGAACCAUCGCCAGCUCCGUCGACCGACUAUCAUAAUAAUAUACUAUAACUGUUUCUACUAUUAUUAUUAUUAUUAUUAUUAUUCCGUAUUUACCGCUUCGCCGGGGAUUAUUUUACAUACUAAUCUAAUAUCGUAUCAAUAAAAUAUAAUAUUAAAACAAAUCCGUUAGAAAUGAUGACCACUCCACGACUUUCGUUCAGCGUGCUGACGAUGUUGUUACUACUGGUCGUCGGUUGCCUUUGCAGACCACAGGACGCCGGAAAUGGCAAACCGGCAAGAGACGGAGGAGUCAAUCCACUUGAGAGCGCGACUAGGCCGACGACUCCCUUCAACAGCCGGAAUAGCAGACUUCAGAAGCCCACACAAGUGUUGAACACGGGCUUCGACGAGAUUGUCGUCGAGUCCAAUUUGCAAGUGCACAACCGAGUCGGAUCCAAAAACAAGUCAAAGAUCAUGUUGCCUUCCAACUCGACGACCGCGGCUUCAUCGAUGCAGACCAACAAAUCGGCCAGAUCGUUGGUGGUCUGACGCGUGUGACGGCACACUUAGCACUGAAAUGAUGAGAUGUAUAAUAUUAUAAUAUACCUUUACCUGUCUUACUAUAAUUUACCAUAAACCACACACAAUGUUUUAAUCCGGACAAUAUCAUCAUUGUUUUUAUUCAAACCACAUCGCGCUCCGAUCUGCGUUACGUUCGACAAUUAAUGCAGCGAACAUGUUUGUAAUAUGAAAAAAAAUUGAAUAUCAUUUAUAUUUAUUUAUGAAUUUAAUAUAUUAUACUUAAUAUACGAACAAGAGUCACAUAAUAUAGAGUUUUAAUUAUGCGUAUACCAGCAGUUAUUGACUUGUAUGAUUGCUUAUCCAAAUAGAUACUCUGACCAUAAGAUUUCUUGUUGCGUAGGUAUAGGUUCCUGUACAGAUCCAUACUGAUUACUAAUAUUUUCUUUCUUGCAUUUAUAUAAUUAUAAUACUAUAAAGGUAAAAGUUACAAUAAGAUUUACGAGAUUAAUAAAGUUUUAAAUUUGUAUUUGCACAAUAUCAUUAAAAAAAUAUUACAAUAUUUA
Acyrthosiphon pisum (pea aphid) is the source of this 1087-nucleotide messenger RNA. RefSeq lists its product as uncharacterized. NCBI's taxonomy places the organism in Eukaryota, Metazoa, Arthropoda, Insecta, Hemiptera, Aphididae. The record is from RefSeq and is marked predicted.